CUACUUUGGCCAGGGCUUCGUCUCGCGAGCGUGAGAGGAUUUCUUCCUCGGACGGUCCCGCUAGCGAGACGAGACGACACAUCGACGCUCAUGGAGGGAUUGUGAGGAAUUUGCCGGUUUGGUUUUGUUCGUGCGCUGAUGAGAGAGACAGUGUCCCGAUCGAUCGAGAGGAGUCGUAGAAGGAGAUCAGGAGCAGCAGCAGCAGGAGGAAUGCGGAAGCGGGAGGCAGUCGAAUUCGCGUAAUUAUUUUCUUUGCGUUUAACUCUCAACUCCGUCGAGCGAGUAAGAGGAAGACGAGGAAGACGAGGAGGAGGAGGAGGAGGAAGAGGAGGAGAGGUUCUGAACGAUCCGACGACGAGACGAAACCCAGGACCCCCAGAGGAGGAGACAAGAGCACCACGGAAUGUGCAGGGAAUGGUAGACUCAUGCCCCCCAUACAAGGGCAAGUACGAGGAUUCGAUAAUGGCUGUGCCGGCGAUUGGCCGUCUUUAUGCUCUCACAAGCCUGCAGAUCGGGGAUGUUCAAUCGUAUGUGUCUAGGCUUUUCCUGCUAGUGGCCUACGAAGGUUUGAAGCUCGUAUUUCUUGUCGAUAACGGCCCUUGGACAGGAAACGCUCGACGCUCCAGGCCAGCAGAGCUAUGGCAACUUAUGGUCACCAAGUCAAGGGGAUCACCCUUCGCCAAUCGGUUGCGCCACUACUCUAUGGGAGACCAUGGAGACCAUGCCGUGGAUACCGGCCACCAUAGACUUCUAAAGAGAGAGAAAACAGAUAUCAGAUUAGGAGCUGAAAAGGAGAAAGAAGAUGGCUGGCUAUCGUUACUAGACGCCUUGCAGCGAAGCUGUAAGGAGCGAGCCCAGCUGAAAAAACCAUCUCAUGGUUUGCACGGUUGCGUAGCUUUUGAAGUGGCGUGGGCUGAUGUGCGGGGCAUUAACUAUCUGAACGAACUUCAGACAGAUACUUGCGUCGGACUGGAAGUUAGAGCUAUGGUUAAACGGGAGUUUGACAGUCUGGAGCAGGCUCAAGCCUGCUAUGCCACCAUAUUAUCCGGGUCGAAAGAUGUGGGCCCAAGUUUGAGUGUAGCUAAAAUACUUAACGGAAAGAAUGGCAGCACUGUUGUUAGAUGCAGUAGUCUGGAUACAAACGUACCAGGACUAGUUUCAGAAGGGUCGCGAGCAGUCAGAGAGAGGGUUCCCUCGACUGUUAACUUGCACCAAGGUGCCAAGAACAUGGAGGAUUCACCGACAGGACGAGCUUCUGGAGCAGGAGACAAGCAAGUAAAAAAGAGACAGCUAGAGGAAACUAGUUGGCCUUGUGAAAGUCGGGCAGGUGCCCACGUCACAGGGGAAUACGGCAGGGCCUACUUCAACUCUUUGAGUUCUAGAUUUGGCAAGCGUCCGGACUUGGAACAGGUUACUUCUUCAUGCUCCGAGUAUUUCACUCCUCCGUCCUCCCCAUUCAGCGGACAGCCUUUCCAAAAGCAGGGUCACAGUCAGUUUAAACCUUUCAGCUCUCGCCAGUACAAGGAUUCUAAAAAGUCGCGUAUCUGGCCUGUUGAGGUUUGCGAAGCAGAGGGAAGAGAAUCUCUGGCUGAAGGGAGGACAUCUUCAGAACCAGUGAGCACAUUCGGUAUGGAGAAAUCGAAAACCUUUGUCGACCGGAGUCAGCGUUCGGGCGUGGCCAGCAAAAGUUUCGAAAGAAACAGGUCGUUUGAGCGCUGUUCCAGAUGCAGGCUGCUGAGAGAAGGCUCAGCUAUGCGCGGUUCACAAGAAUGCUCGAAAUGUAGUGGCAUGCCAGAGGUGAGACAAGAGCGAGUCUAUGUCCAUCCAGCUAGACUCAUCGCGCCAGCUGAAACUUAUCGAGAUACGCUCAUUCUAUUCAGGUUUUCCGAGCCUUUGCUUCCACUGGAGUUGCGGCGAAUCAUAACGGCAGAUCAACGACUGUUGAAGAUGCUUGAGUCGGGGCUUCCUUCUUGGGUUAUUUUCAUGCAGUCUUAUCCAAUUUUGUGCCAACUAUAUCGUCCAUGGAUGCGUCCUUUAUGUGGGACUAUAUAUUACCUUAUCUCAGUAGUUACCGUGCUGAUAGGCUUUUACGAUCUUUACAAAAAUGUUCCCAUUCUCAAGGCCACUGCCGCGCAUAUAUGCGGUCCUCUUUUUGAGAUGAUAGAAGAGUGGGGAAUGGUUUCGCGACUCAAGUACUUGGGCACGAUGUUAUUUCUUCAAAACUGUGAGAAGGCAUUUGAGUGGGCAGUAGCUGUCAUUCGAGCUUUUCGACAGAUAUCUACGUUAGUUAUGCGACCGGUUCUUCAGCCUCUAAUUGCAUUCGGGGAGACCUUCAUGCCGGUGUGGGAAGGAGUUUCGAUUGGAGUACAGACAGUGUUGCAGUUAACCUCUUCAACAUUCUCGUCUGUAAUCGUUGGUGUCAGCAGUGUGAUAAGCAUACUGGUUUGGCCUAUAGUCGCUCUGUUCAACAGUCUUUGGUACCUCGGGAUGGCUGUCUUGUACCCAAUGUUUUCUGCUAUUUGGACCAUAUUCAUACUUCCGAUUCAGCUUGUGAAGUUUCUGGGUAGUCUCGUAUCAGCGCUAUCUUCUGAAGUGAUGGAUGGCUUCCGAAACAUAGGUAGUGCUAUUUACAAUGGCGUGCAGGUUCUUAUCGCGACUGGACAACCUGCAUUGCAGUCAUUCAAAGCUGUCAAGUCAUCUACUCCAGGUCCGUCUUUGUGGAGAACUCUAUGGAACGAUAUCUUCUCCAAGGUCUUUCAUGCAGUCGGGAGCAUAGUGAAAGGUCUUCUUGCCUUUUUUACGGCUUGCAAUCGGCAUCGCCUUAGUAUAUAUAAUCACGUGGUGGACUUUCUCAUUCAAGUUAGCUACAUGCUUAAAUCUGGCCAAUAUGCGGCUUCAACGGCAUGUCGACAAAUUUUUCCGCUGCCUGAACUAAGUAAAUCAGGCUCAGCAAUUUUCGUGGAUGAGGUGGAACCAGAGAUGGAGAUGGACGAUUAUACCCAGUACUCCAGAGAAAUUCCUGGCUUGAGGACUAGAUACAAAGGAGAUACUCUUUCGGCCCCUCUAUUAUUGAUACACUCAGAUUCCUCUUCUCCACAAAUUCUUAAGCGCAGUUCAUGUCACUUUUUAUGAGAUUAAUUUUAGCUCACAAGAAACAUAUUGGCUGCUACUUUGCAUCCACUUAGUUGAACCACCUCAUCCUUCAACCUAACCACAAAUUAAUCUGAGCCUGUAAAAUAGUGCUUGUCCGAUUGUAAUUUAGCUGUCAAAAAUUUAUCAGGCUGCUUAAAGCUUUUGUCCUCACUAGGGCUUACCACUAACUCCUGCCUCAUGAAUGGUUUCAGCCCUGUACAAUACACGAGAGUUAGGAAACUCGAUAGCUUGCUCUGCUCUUUACCCAUAAAUGUGAAGCCCGCUGAUCUGAUAUGUUCCUGUUAUCACGAAGUCAUCACAUAGCCAGUCACUUCCUCAGUUGAAGUUGCGUAGCCUUCAAGGUCAACAUGCGUUGUAAUGAUAAAUUCAAUUGUCAGUCCUAAUAAAAUCCAUGAUGCCACUCUGGUGGGAAGUACUCCACCGGGAAUUUUUGUUAAAGUUUUCGGAUAAAUUUUAAGAGUACCACUUCCACUGGUUUUUAGGAGGUCUCUUCUGGAAAUUUGAGAUACGCACUGCAUCGAACGUUUUUUUUUUUCCAUAUGUUCUUUUGCUGUGGGAAAUUGUCAAAUCUCCCUUUCUCUCUUUAAUUAUGCCACCUUCUGGAUUAUUGUGUGAAUUCUGCUCCUGCAGCGUCCAUCUUCCCUACUUGACCUGACUUCUUUUUUUCAAGUAGUGCAUCCUCGUUCUUGUAUACGUUUCAAUUGCAAUAGAAUACGAGUUGUUGCGGGUGGCUUGAUAAUUGGUAUCUGGCGCGAGAAAGACCUUCGAGUUUCUUUCUCCGUUCUUGGGCUUUUGUGAUUGUUUGUUAUCUUUGCCUUGUACUCUACGACAGGGUGCUUUCGAUAAUUCUUCACCUAAAAAUUAUCCACCGUAAUCUGGCUACCGCUCCUCAUGAGCUGGCUUUUCAAAGAAGGAACAUUUUGACACUCUGCUUUCAAUGAAGAAAAGGACUUUUAUUAUAGAGUAAAGUCCUGUUCAUCGUUGGAGGGCAGAACUGGAAGUGGUACUGCCAUUUAUCAUGUGCCAUCAAUGAAGGAAGUCAAGGCCGAAAAUUCAUGACUUGCAUUUUUCGAGUCCUUACUUCCAUAUCUCGGCCAAUCAUAGAAAAAGGUGGGCCUCGAAUUGCCAUCAUGUCAUUGAUUGUCAUCUGAGGACAGUGCCCACCUUUCCUUGUUUCUAUGGUUUCUACCGGGGCUUGGCUCGAGUACGUCUGCCUCAGUCAUUAUACCGCUUGACCUGGAGGUCUAUGUCUUCAUAUUCCCAAUCCCGGUUGUCAUGUCUGCGCUACUCUAUAUAUAUAUAUAUAUAAAGUCAAUUUUGAAAGCUCGCCUAAAAAUAUAGAUUACAAUAAUUAGCUAUUUUUUAUCCAUGCAGAUCACAGUCAGAAUGAUGAGAGCACGUAAUACUCAAAUGUAUGAAUCCAAUCCUCCUAAGCUUUUCAUCUCUUCAUUUCAGGGAUGAAAAUGCAGUAUUAUGUAUUUCUAAAUUAUAAUGAUUGUGUGCAUGCACAAUACAGUUAGAAUCCAAGGGUGUACUUUCCUUCGCCUUUCUUUGCUAUCCACUUGGCUCCCUCCCUAUUGCCAUGUCUAAGUCUUCUAGUUUGGAGCGUACAAGAUAAUUAGCCACACUGGAACAUACACUCUUGGGUAAAGGAUUUGUAGAACAUUUCCGAAUCAGAGGUAAUGUAUGAAUUUACAUUGCGACCUUAAAACAUGAGGGUCCUAAAUAUGACGCAAAAUGAUUAUGCAUACAUGACAUCUAAUCACAUGCAAGUACUUUGGCUAGCAAAGAGUGCCAUUGAACACUUGUUUUCUCUGAAAAAAUUUCUUUGAAUACAAUCUGAUAUAUAAGUAUGUAUCCAUCAAAUGUGUCAAUACACAUGCCUGAAAGUAUGUUUCAGUUAUGUGAAGUGUAUGCAUCACAUUUGUAACGAUACAUUUGCUUUUGUUACACAAUUAUUGAAUUAUUUUUACAUAAUUUGAUUGUAAGUUUAUAUACAAAUAAUUUAGUGUAAGAUACAAUAUAUAUGACAAUCUAAUGACUAUGAUCUUUAUAUAAACUUGGAGCUAAUUUAUUUUACUUCAUGUUGAAGUUAAUUCUGAUUAAGUAAUAACCUCGUGUUUUAAUUGUUUUUAGCUAAGACAAUAAUUGGAACUGUAGGUUAAAUAACCCAAGUUAUGUUUAUUGUUUAAUCUUCUUUCUCCGUGAAGUCAACUAUAUAUAAAUCUUUUAGCACUUCCAUCUUCGUCAAUUCCGAACACGGUGGUGGUUUUGUCGUAACUCUUUU
Molecule: messenger RNA, 5440 nt
Organism: Marchantia polymorpha subsp. ruderalis
Lineage: Eukaryota; Viridiplantae; Streptophyta; Marchantiopsida; Marchantiales; Marchantiaceae
Source: the annotation of a GenBank genome assembly